Umbelopsis ramanniana AG is the source of this 1278-nucleotide messenger RNA. RefSeq lists its product as uncharacterized. Gene Ontology annotation, biological process: NAD+ biosynthetic process. NCBI's taxonomy places the organism in Eukaryota, Fungi, Mucoromycota, Umbelopsidomycetes, Umbelopsidales, Umbelopsidaceae. Gene Ontology annotation, molecular function: nicotinate-nucleotide adenylyltransferase activity; nicotinamide-nucleotide adenylyltransferase activity. The record is from RefSeq and is a predicted model, not a curated record. The transcript has 7 exons. Bases 51 to 821 code for a protein of 256 amino acids.
CAUCUGCUCGGGGGGCCAAUUACGGUAUCGCCUUUUGCUUAUUCCAUCCCAUGUCAACUUCAGAGAGUUCGUCUCCCAACAUACAUGAGACGGAAUAUGCAUUCCCAAGAGAUCAGCUUGCAGAAUAUAUGACAGAUGAAUCCAAAUCUCCAUUGGUCAUUGUUGCUUGCGGAUCCUUCUCUCCUAUCACUUAUUUACACCUCCGCAUGUUUGAAAUGGCAAAGGACCACUUUACGGACAAGACAGAGUACGAGCUGAUGGCAGGGUAUUACUCACCUGUCUCAGAUGCUUAUAAAAAGGAAGGCUUAGCACCUGCCUUACAUAGAGUCAAGAUGUGUCAGUUAGGCGUAGAGUCUACUUCGGAUUGGUUAAUGGUUGAUUCCUGGGAAUCUCGGCAAAGCACGUACCAGAGGACAGCUGUGGUUUUGGAUCACUUUAACCACGAGCUCAAUGUUGUAGGUGGUGGUAUCAAGCUGAAAAAUGGCGAGCGACGUGACAUCAAAAUUAUGCUUUUGGCUGGAGGAGACUUGAUCGCUUCGUUUGGGCAUCCUGGAGUAUGGGCCCCAGAAGACCUCAAUCAUAUUCUUGGGAUAUACGGAUGCGUCAUAAUAGAGCGUACUGGCACCGAUGUGUACGGCUUCCUCCUCUCACAUGAUAUUCUGUAUUCACAUCGAAUGAAUGUAGUGGUUAUAAAACAGUUGAUCCACAAUGACAUCAGCUCCACAAAAAUACGACUUUUUGUGAAGCGAGGCAUGUCAAUCAAAUACUUACUCCCUAAUCCUGUAAUCGAGUACAUCCAAACUCAUGGACUAUACAUAUGAAGAGGAAGCUGCGUGAUUAAUUUUUGAACGUCGAGUCAACCAGGAUAUGAGGAUGACUAGUUGGUUUUUCAAUAGACUUAGAUCACUUUAGACAUCACUUCAUCUGUCUAACACAUUUUUUUUUCCUCACUGUAGCAUACCAGCUGCAUUAUUUCUUCUUGCUUUUUUUUUUUUUUCUGACUGUAUUUUUACUUUUACGAAACUUAUAGAAACAUUAUUUGUCAAUAGCCAAUUAAACACUGAAAGGGGCCCUGGACUCCAUCCUAUGGCACGUGAGAUGAUGGCUGUUGAACCAAUUUGAGUUUCGCUUGAUACCACCCAAAUGGGAUGGGUGACGGCAAAGGCUAGGUUGCUUCAUUCCGUGGUAAAAAAAAAAAAAGUACCCACCAUCAUGACGCCUCCAUAGCUUAUCUAUUACCGCGCUCGUUCGUCAGACGCCCCGCGGAAGAGACAAAAG